UAUAAGAAGCGUUUUAACGUCGAUUGGAAAAUUUACAAAAAGCUGGUAAUCUCGUGUGGUUUCAAUGUCGUGAAAUUUAUCGCGGAAGGAUUACUUCGGUUUUAUCAUCUACGCGAAACUAAACAUUGACAUUGUGAAUAUCGAACGUGAUGCAUUGUGAGAAGUGAAUGUUUUAGCAUGUGAAGAGAUUUUGAUGUUUUCGUGAACCUUUCGGUUGUCGUGCCUUUCUCGGAAUUGGAGGAACAGGUGCCAACGCGCGUCAUGAAUACACCGCAAGCGCCGAAGCAGUACCAUUCGCCGUAUGGGUGCCUGGGUUGACGAUCGUUUUGCAGAGGUGGAGGCGGUCCCGAUUGACCAGGGCCCGAGAAUAAAGAAGACUUCGUGCAUCCUGGGCCACGUUUGCAAUGGUGGCGGUCCGGGUGCUAUUUAUCAGCCUUCAAAGAACUUUAAAUCGUCCACGUUGUCAGCAUCGCUGUUGCCGUUACGCCGUCAGUUCACCAGACAGCUGUACGAGUGGCCGUGCUUACCGUUGUUCAAGUCAAGGACGAAACUAGACCGGUUCCGGAUCGGUUCAUACGUCGUGGUCAUUCGUGCGUUAUAACUUUUUUGUAGCGGUGCGUGCGUGUCCCGAGUGCCGCGGAAAUACAGAAGAGAGAAACAGAGCAAAGAGGGGAAGAAGGAAUAACGAAUCUCGUUCUUGUCAGAGUAAACGAAAGUCACGUAUUCUUAAAUCAAAUUAAGAGAAAACGAAAUCCGUCGAGGUUUAAAUGCCGUCGCGUUGCUUUUCAGACCAUCGUGCCUAAACAGCAGGCUCCUCGUUGUCAUCGGUACAAUCAUCAUGGCCGAGUGGGCCAAGUUCAACGGUGAGGAGAAGCUGACCCAAUUGAACGAGACGAUAAAAACGGAAAGUAUCAGAGGGGACGAUAACGUCGCCGAGCUGCAUGGCGAUUUGAAGAACGGCGAGAUCGUCUCGGGUAAAGGCGACGAGGAGUGUUUGAUCGAGAGGAAGCGUUCGUACGGGCACAGGACUCCGCAGGAGACGCCGCGUAGAACGGAGCCAUGGAAGGGCAUCGAUACAGGCUCGGUGGAAUUAAAUUUCGCGAAGGACGCCUCGUGGCUCAGAAAGAAAUCGAAUCAGAUCGGCAUCCUGGCGGAGGAGCAAUCGAACGCGUUGUGCGACGAGAGUUACGAGAAUGACGCGGCCAGCGAGAGGUCGGACGACGAAGAGAAGCAGAACUGUUUGGAGAAACCGUACAGCAGCUACGAUGUGCCUGGUUCGAGGAUACGACAAGAUGCGAGGCAAGAGUUGAAGGAAGUCGCGCAAAACUCGGUGAAAAGGUUGGACAGCCUGUACAAGGAGGACAUCCCUGUCCUGAAGAUGGGCAAAAGCCAUUCCGCGGAGAGGAACUUGAUCUUUGGUUCCCCCGCGAGCAUCUUGUCGCCGAAGAAUCGCUCGCUGUCCACGAGCAGCACCGAGAAGUUCGUUAAUGGAAAAUCCCCGAGAGAGGACAAACAACAGUAUCAUGUACAAUUUAACAAAGAUUCGAAGAAGCAAUACUCACGCGACGAACGAUCGAAAACGAGCCCACCGAUCACCACGUUGACCAGCAGCAGCAGAAGUAGCAGCAGAAGCAGCAGCAGUUCCGAGGAUAAUACCAGCUUCGGGCAACUAUGCGAACCAACGCCGCCCGAUGGUGGUUGGGGAUGGGUGGUGGUGGCAGCCUCUUUCAUGGUUAACCUCAUAGCGGACGGUAUCACGUUUUCUUUCGGCGUGAUUUACGUCGAAUUUUUAAACUACUUCGGCGAAGGGAAGUCCAAGACCGCUUGGAUAGGUAGCCUGUUCAUGGCGAUGCCGUUGCUGUCGGGCCCGGUGGCUAGCUUUCUGACGGACAGGUACGGUUGUCGACGAGUCUCUAUAGCAGGGAGCCUCCUAGCCACCACGGGAUUCGUGAUAAGCUCAUACGCAAACUCGAUGGAGGUUUUGGUAUUCACAUUCGGCAUUCUCUCUGGCUUUGGUUUGUCCCUCUGCUUCGUAGCGGCCGUCGUCAUCGUCGCUUACUACUUCGACAAGAAGAGAUCCUUCGCGACAGGGCUGUCCGUGUGCGGAAGCGGCAUCGGGACGUUUAUUUUUGCACCUGUCACGCAAUAUCUCCUCGCCGAGUACGGCUGGCGGGGGACGACCUUGAUUCUGGCCGGUCUGUUCUUGAAUUUAGCCGUAUGCGGAUGUCUGAUGAGAGAUCUGGAAUGGACCACCACGCGGGCUAAAGCGAAAACCGAGGAGAGACGGAAGAACCGCGAGAAGAAGAGAACCAGGGUACAAAGUUCCAGCGUCGACACGAUAUCCGCGAACAAUUCGCUCAACACCCUCGCGAUCAUGGAGAAUCUUCGUCUACAGGAGGAGGAGGAAGGGGAAAAGUUAUUCUCCAGUCUUGUCAGCCUGCCGACUUUUGUUAAAAACGGCGAGAAAGUGCCAUUGGAGGUGUUGGAAAUGCUGAGCACCCGUAAAAAUGUUUACAACGUCUUGCUGCAAAAUUAUCCCAGCCUUCUUAUAUCGUCGAGAAGCUUGAGCGAUUCCGGGGCGCUCGCCGAUCAGCUUAACACGCCGUUGGCGAGAUUCGUGCCUACGCCGAGUUCGCUGUCGGAGCUGAAGGACGAGGAGAACAAGGACAAGGUCUCGCCGAACGACGAUCAAACUCUUCAGCAGCAGUCGGACGCCGCGUGGCGUUUGUGGUUGAAGAAGAUCAAUUUCGAUACCACUUUAAGAAGGUCCAGCACCCUCGAGCACACGAGGAGAAUGCCUACUGCUUAUCUGAAGGACAUCAGAAUGCAUAGGCACAGCCUUACCUACAGAGGUGCCAUGUUAAAUAUACACCGAUACCGUCUAAGGGCCUCCAGUUGUCCCGAUAUUUAUAGAAACUCGAUGACCACCAUUGCAAAGACGAAGCUCGUUUGGUACGCCGGCCUUUGGGAGUUCUGGGACCUCGUCGUCGAUAUGCUCGACUUCUCUCACUUCGCCGACUCGCGUUUCUUACUAUUCGCUAUCAGUAAUUUUCUCCUGCACACGUGGUACGACGUGCCUUACGUCUACCUCACGGAUAACGCUAUCGAGAUGGGGUUCAGCGAGACAGACGCUUCGAUCCUGAUAUCGGUGAUCGGGAUCACCAACAUGGGCGGCGAGAUUCUCCUUGGCUGGGCAGGUGACAGAGCAUGGGUAAACGCAUCCAUCGUAUAUGCAGUAUGCAUGGCUCUCUGCGGUGCGGUCACGGCUUUAAUACCUAUGGUGGUUAGCAGGUACUACACUUUGUGCGCAAUAUCUGGUGCUUUCGGACUAUUCAUUGGGGCGAACUACAGUCUCACCAGCAUUAUCCUCGUCGAAUUGAUCACUUUGGACCGGUUCACGAACGCUUAUGGCCUGCUGCUUUUGGUUCAGGGUGUCGCUAAUCUCAUGGGCCCUCCGUUAGCUGGAUGGCUGUACGAUAUCACGGGGACGUACGAUCUGUCGUUUUACCUGGCCGGUUUGUUUAUUGCGCUGAGCGGAGUGUUGCUGCUGGCGAUGCCUUUAAUUAGCCUGUACCGAAGAUGCGUGAACGGAUCGAAGAAAGAAGAGAUCGAUAAAGAUUUCUCGGGCGUGAACAACGUUUAAAUUAGCCAGGCCUUGUCGAGAUCGUUUCAGGGAGACAAGAAAAAAAAAAAAGAAAAAAAAAAAAAAAAGAAAUGUCAUCGAUACGCCCGAUAUGUAUUAUCCAACGGAAUUUAUGGAAUUAAUAUUUCCAGAACAGAGGAAUUGCGAUUCACAGCUGUACAAUUAAUUUCGAGUAUCCGAAACAAUUACGUGUUUUACAUUUAAUUAAACGUUCCUGGUUCCUUCGUAGAGUAGGAAAGUAUAAUUAUGUGCGAGAUAAUGAAAGUGUUCGACGCGCGAGAUGACUGACCAACAAAAACGCAAUAUCUUAGCUUUAAUCGUCAGCCUUAAAAUUUAGAGAUCAUACAAUUUAAAUAGAAAUGAUUACCAAAACGAAUAAAGUCAGUUGAUAACAACGAUGUCAAUUGUGAUAGGAAAUCGCAUUGCAACUGACCUAUAAAAGAGUCAUGCAACAUCAUAAUCAUAUCGCACUGUGCAAAAUCAACGAUCAUACUGUCAACGUUAUACGAAAAUACGAAGAAAAAAAAAAAAAUAUAUAUAUUGGUUGAUAUCUUGACAUUUUCAAACGCAAGACAGUUCAAGUCGCCUAUAAAUAUUUGGCGAACGAGUUUCGUUUGAAUCUUCGAAUCGUUGGCAAUCGAAAACGGUUCGAGUCUCAGGUUAAUUGUGAACGAUUAAAAUGACAAUUCGACGAAUGUUCAGCCGAAGUUCUUUUUCAUACAGUGUAGAUCAGUGUUGUUUUAUAUCUGUUCUCCGAUACACUUCUUUUGUUUUUGUUAAAAACAUUCCUUGCAUCAUAAAUUUGUUCAUUCGAUUACGCGUAACAUCUGACAGGUUAUUUGAAUAUAACGCCAAAGAUAUAACUGUAAAUAUGUGUCGUGUGGGAUAUCCUCGAGGUACAACUUUAAUAAUGGAGUUUUAAACAAAUAUUUUCGUCGUUCUAUUAAUUUUAUUAUUAAUUGUAUAUCGAAACAGCCGAAGCAAAUAUCGAUAUCUCUCUCAUUAUCGUGUAUGUAUUAUACGCACGUGUGUUUUGUUAAACACGCGCGUAUUUUUGUAUUAGUUUUUGGGUCAAACAAAGACAAAAAGUGAGAUUAAUCGAAUAACGAGCUCCAUGCAUGCUCGGUUAACCAUUACAAUAUAGUUUUCAUUCAUCUUUGGCUCAUGUGCGUUUGUGCAUGCAACGUUUUAAGACACAUGUAUGUAAAUAGGCGUAUGUGUAUAUAUAAUAUAGCUUUUCUGUGAUGAUGAACCUGGAUUUUACGAACUAUUCCUGCUACAAAUAGAUUAAUAUCUCCGUUUCUAUAGCGUGUGCAUGCGUGCGUGUACCUUAAUUCUAACAACGCGUUUUAAAUUUAUUUCGCACCGUUAUUAUAUUCAUCUUAAGUAACACGGAGCAAUAUAAUACAGUAUAAUGACGUUAUACAAGAGCAUUGCAACUGACAUUCUUCCUCACUCGGCGCGUUUCGUCAAUAAAACGCUGACGUUUGUAACGUUGAAUAAAGAAAAUGAAUUUUUGUAACGUUAUUUUAGAGGUUGAACAGACAGUAAUAAAUAGAUCGAAUUGAAAAUUUAUAAAAAAAAAUGGGUCGAAAUAGUUGUAAUUUCUUAAAAAAUACUAUUUUCUAAUAAUGUUCGUACAUAAAAAAAAAAAAAAAUUCCAUUGUUCGGAAAGGAACCUAUAUACGAAUUACAGUUUAAUCUCGUACUUCGAUAUAUAAAGCUAUUGGCACAUUUUGCCAUUUAGUAAUUCGUUCUCUUUCAUCGUGGUACACGAAAUUGUUAUACGGUGCGUGUGCUCGCGUUAUGGUAGCAUGAUUCCGCGAGAUUUGUGAUCUUAUAGGCGUUUACGAAACGUAUGCAAUAUUUUAUUAUGGAAAUAAAAAAAAAAAAAAGAAAUAAAACUAAUGCAUUUCAAAAUAUACGAAAUUAAGUCGGAUCGACUUCGAUUUAAGCAAGCGAAACUUACAUUUAACGUAUUCAACCUUAUCUGGGUUUUUUUUUUCUUGUUUUACGUACGUUAGUUGAAACAUCCGAAGGAUGUGCCUCUAAGUAACUAAAAGUUUUUCAGAUUUUAACUAUUGCUUAUAAUUUAACAAAGUACCAAGGCUACCUAAGUAUUAAAUUUCUCUCUUGAAGACUCCACUCGUUGGCUGUUAUUCAGUAAUUAGAAUGUUCUCAUUAUCUCUUUAUUAAUAAGAUAUCCUAUUACCCACUGUUGAUAAGCUCGAAACAAUCGCUUGAACGUUUGAAAGUGAAAACAGGAAAAUCUGUACAGAACCGUUCUUUUAGAUUUUACAUAUUUACAACUAAGAAAGCAUACUACAAUUGUUGCUUGCUAUGUGGUCCAAAAAUGAGCAAUCGUAUUCGCUCGUUAUCUGGACUUUCGUGAGCAGUUUGCCGAAUGGCGAACCGUAAAUUCUACCACAAAUUGUUUUCCGGUUUCCUCUAAUAUCGAACACGAUAAUUCAUAUCGAAAUUACGUGAAAUUGUUUAACGCAUUGACUGCCACGUAAAUGUUCCUAGUCUAGGUUUAUCCCCGAUCAUUUUUCAAAUUAUAAUAUGACAGAGGUAUUUGACAGUUUACAGCAUUCUUAAUGUCAGCGAUGUUAUCAACAAAUUAUAAAUGUUAAGAUUUAUUUAUUCUAAGUAUUUUAAAGACACGUUGUUAAUUUAAAGCGCUGAUCACCCAGUGGCCACUACGGCAGUCAAUGUGUCAAUAGUCGGUUUUACUUUUAAUUUAUAUCUAAAUAAAUGCGAUUUCCAAUAAGAAAAUUAGUAGUAGGAAACGACAACGUUGAAUAAGUUAGAUUUUCUUUGCCAUUAGUUCUUAUUUUUAUAAUUCUCGAAUAAUAAUUUACUGCACACGAUUGCCCAGCUAAAAGAACGAUUUUGACACAGUUACAGACAAAUUGUUCCAUUGUAAAUGGAGCACGGAGACUUACGUUGAGACUCCUUUUUAGAUUUUAGAAAAACCGUUUUUGAAUUAUAUACAUGUCUAUAUAUGCACACAGCUACACGUACACAGACAUACAUACACACAUUCACGUAUAAACGUAUACUAUUCACACCUACAAAAGUAUAAAAGUCUUAUUUCAACAAAAAAUAAAGAUUAA
Messenger RNA from Colletes gigas, 6759 nucleotides. RefSeq lists its product as uncharacterized. Gene Ontology annotation, biological process: transmembrane transport; monocarboxylic acid transport. The transcript is spliced from 4 exons. The coding region runs from base 839 to 3643 and encodes 934 amino acids. Gene Ontology annotation, molecular function: monocarboxylic acid transmembrane transporter activity. The record is from RefSeq and is a predicted model, not a curated record. Lineage: Eukaryota; Metazoa; Arthropoda; Insecta; Hymenoptera; Colletidae.